This is a messenger RNA of Styela clava, 2653 nucleotides long. RefSeq names its product serine protease 33-like. The record is from RefSeq and is a predicted model, not a curated record. Gene Ontology annotation, biological process: proteolysis. NCBI's taxonomy places the organism in Eukaryota, Metazoa, Chordata, Ascidiacea, Stolidobranchia, Styelidae. Gene Ontology annotation, molecular function: serine-type endopeptidase activity.
AUACCCAAUGAAAAAUAUCGCACGGUAGCCUCGAAUGACGUCAAUAAUAUCUUAUUGUCCGAUAUUCGUUGUACCAUGAAGAUUUUACCAACCGUAACGCUGUGGUUUGUUACCACAAAGAAUAUAGACCAACACCUAGUUCAAUAUGGCUUUAUACCGACUUUUGUAAGGCUAGGAAUAGUUUUUACGAGCGAUAUGUGACGAUGGUCGAAUGGCGGACUAAUAUUCAACUACUUUUAUUUUUGAUGAAGGCAACAACAGGGUUUGAUAUUAAUUCGGGGGUUUGUGGAAUUCCUGAAGUCAAUCCAUCAAUCUCUGCAAGAAUAGUGAAUGGAAGCGUAGCAGAUGAGGGAAAUUGGCCUUGGAUGGUUCUUAUACUGGAAAAUGGUAAUCAAGUAUGCGGAGGAACGCUUAUUAGCAAAGAAUGGAUUCUAACAGUAGCGCAUUGUAUGGUGGGAGACAUGAAGUCACUAAGAAUAUUUGUUGGCGCUCAGCGGAAAGACGCAUCUGAUUCCAACGCCAUGGAAGUCAUAAUUCAUACAUUAAUAUGCCAUCAAGAUUAUGAUUCAUCAACUUUCAAAGAUGAUAUAUGUUUGAUCAAAUUGGCCGAGUCUGUGCCCUUCAGUAAAUAUAUUAUUCCUGCGUGUUUGCCAACCAGUGGAAGUAGCAUGCAAGUGGGAAGUUCUUGUAUUGUUACCGGAUGGGGAGAAACUUUAGGAACAGGAAGUAAUUAUUUGCUAAGACAAGCCGAAGUGUUUGUACUCGACACUGAGCAAUGUCGGUCUUGGUAUGGUGAAAUCAACACCGUUAUACCAAAGAGUCAUUUAUGCGCUGGACACAAACAAGGGGGUACCGACACGUGCCAAGGCGACAGUGGAGGGCCUUUGCUCUACAAAGAAUCUACACAGUCAGGACAAUUUGCUUAUGUACUGCGCGGAAUGACAAGCUUUGGAAAAGGUUGCGCAGAAAAAGAAAGACCAGGAGUUUAUGUGAAGGUGGUGGAUUAUCUAAAAUGGAUUGAAGAAAAUAUAAGAGCAAAUUCGGGUAACUCAUGCAUGCCUAUACAAAGCAAUAUUUGUGGUGGAAUCGUGAACAACAGUGGCACAAUCAUCCGAAAUCCAACAGAUCUUCAAAGUUAUACAUAUCCACCGAAUUACGAUUGUUUGUGGAGAAUCGUUGCACCAGAAGGUUUUCAUAUUCAAUUUAUAUUCCAAUGUUAUUUUUUGAUGCCGCAUUACCGAAGAGGUUGCAAUGACUACAUACUCAUAUCAGACUUAACAGGCGGUAACGAUAUCAUGUUAUGUGGAAAUAAACUUCCCGACGAUCAUAUGGUUGAGAACAACACCGCGGUUUUCCAGUUCAAAUCUGACGAAUCAUACGAAUACCCAGGAUUUGUUGUGGAGAUUCGAUUUGUGGUGUCAACUAGUACUGCUAUUUCCACUAUUCACGACACAACUUAUGAUGUUACUACUACUAUGAAAGCAUCACAAACUAUCAGAGCGACUACCUCUGAUUCCAUUUCAAUAAAAAUUCCGUACUCAAAUAUUACUAUAUUUAUUUAUUGCCUCAUUGUUAUUUAUGUCGUUAAGUGUGAAGAUUUCAUAAGAUUUACAUGUAUCGGUUUUAUAGGAGAAUGCGGUGUUGCGGGGAUAACCAGAAAUAACGGAAGAGUGGUAAACGGUGAUGACGCAACAGCAGGUCAAUGGCCGUGGCAAGCAUCAAUGUACGUAAAAACAAUAAUUCAGUCUUUACAUGCAUUUUACUGCGGAGGGAUUCUCAUAAGGCCAACCUGGAUACUGACUGCGGCUCAUUGUUUGCAGACGUCAUUUCGAAUUGAAAGUAUAAUCAUACUUCUUGGAGCCCAAAACCAAACUAAUUUGGACGAAAUAGGCAGGCAGUAUCAUUACGUUGGAGAAUAUUUUGUGCAUCAAGAUUACGGUGAUGCAAUUGGAAGCUACUUUGCUGACAUAGCUCUUUUAAGACUAACAACUGAAGUUACUUAUGAUUAUUACGUCCGCCCAGCUUGUUUACCUACAUUUGGUUCUGAAGCUACUGUAGGACAGACCUGUUUCAUAUCCGGAUUUGGUGAAACUCAGAAUACUGGGAAUCAAAAUAUUCUUCAAUAUGCCGGUGUUGAUAUUAUAUCACGAGAAACAUGCAAUGAAUGGUACCGUACAUCGCCCCUCUCCAUUCCCAACGGUCACUUUUGCGCUGGGUUUGAAGAAGGUGGUAUUGACACUUGCCAAGGAGAUAGUGGCGGGCCUUUAGUUUGCAUGGAAUCUUCAGUUUAUGUUGCACGAGGGAUAACAAGUUUCGGAGAAGAAUGUGCAAAGGAACGACGACCAGGGGCUUACACUGACGUAGCAACGUAUAUGAAUUGGAUUAUUGAAAAAAUUGGCGAAGAAGAAGAAACAACUGGAGCAUACACUGAAUAUGCUAGUACUCGUAUUGCUACUUCCGAAUCAACUACGUCUCAUGCUGUAAAAUUGAAAUCGAAUGCCGUAUUUAUAUGCAUAUUGUUUUUUACUUUUAUACCAAGUCUAGUUUAAUUUAUUUCAUUGAUUUAGUAGAAAAAGUUCAUUGUAUAUUUGUGCUAAAAAUGAAAUAAUAUAUUUUUACAUCCAGCAAUGUCAAGUAAAAGCCGAAAAGUAUU